Molecule: messenger RNA, 1176 nt
Organism: Carcharodon carcharias (great white shark)
Lineage: Eukaryota; Metazoa; Chordata; Chondrichthyes; Lamniformes; Lamnidae
Product: forkhead box protein N3-like
Exons: 5
Coding region: 1-1176 (391 amino acids)
Biological process (GO): regulation of DNA-templated transcription
Cellular component (GO): nucleus
Molecular function (GO): cis-regulatory region sequence-specific DNA binding; DNA-binding transcription factor activity
Source: RefSeq, a predicted model, not a curated record
AUGGAGAGAAGGUGGCUCAACACGGGAGAUAGGGGCGGCAACGCAGCCCCCUGCCGAGGGAGCGGCUCAGAGACCAGCUGCUGCAAACACGAGGCAAGGGAGGAUGAGGAGCUGACCAACCUCAACUGGCUUCACGAGAGCAAGGACUUGCUGACGGCUAUAAGCCUGGCAGAGGAGGCCUCGGUGGGUUCACAGGCAACUCAGGUCAAAGAGAUCCCACUGUCCCCCGCACACACUCUCCACGAGCAUCAGGACAUCUCCAAACCCCCCUACUCCUUCAACUGCCUGAUCUACAUGGCCAUCGAAGGAUCGCCUGCUCAGUGUCUGCCAGUGAAGGAGAUUUACAAGUGGAUUUUGGAACAUUACCCAUACUUCAAGAGGGCGCCCAUGGGCUGGAAGAACUCAGUGAGGCACAACCUGUCCCUCAACAGGUGCUUCAAGAGAGUGGAGAAAGAUGGGAGGGAGGCUCUGGGUAAAGGUUCAUUUUGGUGUAUCGAUGAGGAAUCCAGGCCAAACCUCCUUCAGGCCAUCAGGAAAAGAGCUCUAUACAUCCAAAGUCCCCCUCCCAGCUCCAGUGCCACAGUUCUGCCAUACAUACCUUACACACAGGACCCAGAUGGAGAGAUUCCGCAGCAGCUUUUGAAAGUGAAUCAGGAACAUGGUGUAACUGCCGUAAUGGAUCAUGAUGGGACCAGUGUAAUUGUUGAUGAAGAUCCCACCAUGACAAACAGUUGUGAGCUGCCGUUUCUUCCCCUUCGGAAAGACUCCUUUUUCAACAGCCUGACACCAGCUCCCUCUACCAUGCCCAGUGGGGAUCAUAACUACAGCCUGGUGAGGGCAGAGGAAUGGGAGCUGUGCCUUCCGGUAGCCAGUGACCAGGAAGGACAUGAGAAUGUCUCAGGGAAACUUGGCUGCGAUGAGGGUGAUGAUGACAGUGAGGGCUUCCUGAGUGGUGAUGAGUGGGAGAUGGAGAACAGUUCAGAGGACGAGGAGGUCAAGGACUCGCUAGCGGACAGCGGCUAUGUUCCCCUCAGCCUCCGGGAUGUCCCGGCUGUGGAGCUGUCAGAGGGCAGCCCGUGUGACAGGAGCCAGGAGGGGUUGGGAUUCUCGGGCAUUGAUGAAGAGCUAAAAGAGGUGGCUGGAUCCCUGCUCCACCUGGCUGGAAUCUGCAGCUGA